UUUUUAGUGUUUUAGGACUCUCUCUCUUUCUCUACAACCUCCAACAUUGUUGUUAACGUUGAUCCAACAAAUCUUAACCGUCCGCGGCGCCAACCCCAUUUUAUAAUUCAAAACUUUGAUUACAAUUGGCAUUUGGCAGCAAGAAGAAAAUUUUGGCACUGCCACUGGGGGUUUCAAUUCCCCAUUUCAAAUUUUCCUGCGAAGCACUCUCACAUUUUGUUGCUUAAAAAAUUCGAAAGUCUUCUUUUUUUAAGGGUAAAACAGAGACCAAGUUGCUGACACGUCUUUUCCCACUUUUGUUUUUUCAAUUCUGAUUCAUUGCCUCAUUGUAACUAUACCUCACUGCUUUGAAUUCAAUUCACUACUUUUGCUCUUUUUCUUUUUCCUGUUUGUGAUAAGGUUAUGCUUCUCUUCUUUCUUUUUGGGUUGUGAAUUGUGGUCUUAUAUAUCCUGCAUCACUUUCUGUGUGUUCACUUCUGUUGUACAUGUCUGGUUUUUGUGUUUGAAACUUGACAACCGUACGUGUAGGUUUCUGGGUUUAUUCAUUAUGGCUUGGAGGAAUCUGGGAUCCCUUUGUUCUUUUUGGAAUUUCCGGAGUAUCUUUCAGAGCAGAACCACAGAAAUUGAACUGGGAACUCACACAAUCAAAUCUCAUGGAGCUGCACUUGCAAAGAAUCACAUGCAUGAUUGGCUUAUACUGCUGCUUCUUGCAGUUAUAGAGGUCAUCUUGUUCAUCAUUCAACCCUUCCACCGUUUUGUGGGAAAGGAUAUGAUGACAGACCUUAAAUAUCCCAUGAAAGGGAACACAGUGCCUGUGUGGGCUGUCCCUAUGUAUGCAGUUUUGUUGCCUAUUGCCGUUUUCGUUUUGUUCUAUGCACGUAGGAAAGAUGUCUAUGAUCUGCACCACAGCACUCUAGGCCUCUUAUUUGCUGUGCUGAUUACUGGGGUUGUCACGGAUGCAAUUAAAAAUGCGGUUGGCCGGCCUCGACCAGAUUUCUUUUGGCGUUGCUUUCCUGAUGGAAAAGAUGUUUAUGAUCAGUGGGGAGGUGUACUGUGCCAUGGUAAGGAUAGUGACAUAAAGGAAGGACAUAAGAGUUUCCCAAGUGGUCAUGCUUCAUGGUCCUUUGCAGGUUUAGGCUUUCUCUCAUUGUACUUAUGUGGAAAGAUUAAAGCAUUUGAUCGGAAAGGGCACGUGGCAAAAUUGUGCAUUGUCUUCCUUCCUCUACUUGCUGCAUCUCUUGUUGGCAUUUCUAGAGUAGAUGACUAUUGGCAUCAUUGGCAGGACGUGUUUGCCGGAGGCCUUUUAGGACUUGUUGUGGCUGCAUUUUGUUACCGGCAAUUCUUCCCUUCCCCUUUUAAUGAUGAAGGAUGGGGUCCUUAUGCAUAUUUCAAAGCAUUGGAGGAGACGCGGAGCAAUACACAUGCGGCCAGUCCUGUGAAUGCACUUAGUGUGCAGGUGAUGGGGGCUCAGAAUGUGAAUGAACGACGUAGGCAAAAUGGGGAUCCAUUUGCAGCAUUAUCCGCAGACCGCUAUACAAGCAUUAGGCUGGAUGAAAUAGAAUCAGGGGCGAAGUGAUAUUUUUUGUACAUGUUGUUGCUUUGUUUAGGUCCGCGUGUUGCUUGCUUGGAAUAUGUAGAUACCAGUUGAAAGACAACAAACAGUGUAGACUAGAAGUUAGUUUUAGCACCAUAUACAGAGCUUAGUUUGAUAUUGAUAGUUCUGUGAAUCCAUUCAUGCAUGCUUUAUAUUUCUUGGAACCACAGAAUGAAGCCACACUUGCACAA
Messenger RNA from Prunus dulcis (almond), 1785 nucleotides. RefSeq names its product lipid phosphate phosphatase 2-like. The coding region runs from base 548 to 1576 and encodes 342 amino acids. The transcript has 8 exons. Gene Ontology annotation, biological process: phospholipid metabolic process. The record is from RefSeq and is a predicted model, not a curated record. NCBI's taxonomy places the organism in Eukaryota, Viridiplantae, Streptophyta, Magnoliopsida, Rosales, Rosaceae. Gene Ontology annotation, molecular function: phosphatidate phosphatase activity.